AGUCAGUCGAACGAGCGAGAACUUCAAAACGAAUCAGCUCCAUGGUUAAAGGACAUCAAUGUUGUUGAUGUUCCUCUCUCUCUCUCUCUCUCUCUCUGCCGUACUUGCUGUUGAGUCGUUUCUCUUCUCUUCAAUCUCGGCGGUUUGCUUUUUCCCAAACAAAUAACUGCCCUUUUAGCAAUAAUCACAUCUUUUAUACAACUGUCCAAAUUUGCUCCACUUUAUUCAUUCAUUCAUUCAAUUCUACAUUUUUGCCCUGUUUAGCUACAUCUCUCUCUAACACACGCCCCGUAUUCUUAGUAACGCAACCUUUUCUCAUCUGGGUUUUUGAUUACUAGCAUUGGGUUGUAAGUUGCAACAGUGAAUUGGCCCAGUUUUUGUUGAUUUUGGCUUUGUGGGUUUUAUGAUCUGCUGGUAGAAGAAGGUGUGUUUGAGGUUAUGAUGUACAGAAUUGAAUCAAAACAAAGGUGUUUGUGAAUACUAUAUCAGCAAAAGAAAGGACAAAAACAAAGGAGGAAGAAGCUGUUUUGAAUUGGGAUUAGAGUAAAAGAGAAGAUGGAUAUAACGGAGGUGACUUUGAUGCAUCAUGUUGGGAUUGUGCUGCUAUCCCUAUGGUUCUUUUCUUAUUUCAAUUGGUGCCACCCGGUUGCGUACUUUGUCUCCCUCAUAUAUCUCUUUCUGGUUCAUGAGAGGUAUGUUAUGAGAUUGCAAAGGAAAUUACAGUUUGAAGAAAGAAAACAAGCUAAUCAGAGAAGGGUGCUUUCUGAUUCUGAAACAGUGCGGUGGUUGAACCAUGCAGUUGAGAGGAUAUGGCCAAUAUGUAUGGAACAGAUUGCAUCACAAAAGAUUCUCUUGCCCAUCAUACCUUGGUUCUUGGAAAAGUACAAACCAUGGACUGCUAAGAAAGCUGUGGUUCAACACUUGUAUUUGGGAAGAAACCCACCUAUGUUCACAGAAAUGAGGAUUCUUCAUAACUCUUCUGACGAUGAUCACUUGGUUCUUGAGUUGGGGAUGAAUUUUCUCACAGCCGAAGAUAUGAGUGCAAUACUUGCUGUGAAGCUAAGGAAAAGAUUGGGAUUUGGAAUGGUGGCAAAGUUGCAUUUGACAGGCAUGCAUGUUGAAGGGAAGGUCUUGAUUGGGGUGAAAUUCAUUCGUGGGUGGCCUUUCAUCAGCCGCUUGCGGGUGUGCUUUGCUGAGCCUCCAUAUUUUCAAAUGACCAUCAAGCCUCUCUUUAAUCAUGGGCUAGAUGUCACGGAAGUUCCAGGCAUUGCUGGAUGGCUAGAUAAACUUCUAUCCGUUGCUUUUGAGCAGACACUUGUUGAGCCCAAUAUGCUGGUUCUUGACAUGGAGAAGUUUGCUUCACCAGAGCCAGGAACUUGGUUCUCAAUGGAUGGGAAGGAACCCAUUGCCCAUGCUAAAGUAGAAGUUAUUGAAGCAUCCGACAUGAAACCGUCAGAUCUAAAUGGAUUGGCUGAUCCAUAUAUUAAAGGUCAAUUGGGAGGUUACAGAUUCAGGACUCAGAUACAAAGAAAAACUCUGACUCCGAAAUGGCAAGAGGAAUUUAAGAUCCCAAUUGUUACAUGGGAGUCGCCUAAUGUGCUUGUUAUUGAAGUUUGUGACAAGGACCGUUUUGUCGAUGACACCCUCGGGGACUGUUCUGUGAACAUCAGUGAUCUUAGGGAUGGCCAGAGACACGAUUUGUGGUUAACUCUUCAGAAUAUUAAAAUAGGGAGGUUGCAUCUUGCAAUAACUGUACUUGAAGACAGAAAAAAGGACAGUCAAAAGGUAGAUGAUCAGCCCUGUGAUAAGGAAACAUUGGACAUUGAAGAUAAAAGAAACUCCUUUGGGAGUGAGACUCCUAUUGAAGAUUCAUUCUCAACUGUAACAUCAGAUAAGUUUCCUAGAAUGGCUGAUACUUUUGAGCCCAUUGAUAUUGAAGGGCAAAAAGAGACGGGGAUAUGGGUCCAUCACCCAGGAAGUGAUGUUGCACAGACAUGGGAGCCUAGAAAAGGAAAGAAUAGGCGUAUUGAUACUGAAAUUCGCAGUGAGCCUAAUGGUUCUGUGAACAACUCUAAUGCAGUGGCAUCUGGGUCCCUUAACAAUGACUCCAGCAGCACUGAUGAAAAUUGUGAUGAUAAGCAUCGAAUGAAAUCAGUUCGGAGAGGCCUAAGGAAGAUUGGCUCAGUAUUUCACCGGAGUCCCAGAACAGGGGAUCAAUUAGGCAGCUUUGUGGAGCCCAUUCCUUCCCUACAUGCUAAUAUUAGGGCAGUCAAUGAGACUGGUGUGAAGAUUGUUGUGGAUAACAACCUUUGUGGACCUACCUCUGAUGAGAAUCCUAAAGGAGGGAAUGUAAGUUCUGACGGGAGUAAUCCAGAAAGCCCAAGCAAAGUAAAUAUGAAAGAUAAGGUGAAGAAUUUUCUAAAACAUGGUGCUGGGAAAUCUGCUCGUGACAUAAAGCAUGCAAUUUCCCGGAAAGUGUCAAGAUCUCGAUCUGAUAAAUCGGUAGUGACAGAGAGAGAAAGUAUAGCAGAGGGUGGCUCUUCUGAAGAUGAAUCCAGUUGUUCCCCAGAAGUUGAAAGGAAACCAGGUAUGCCUGAGGUCAUAAACUCUGGCUGUGGUAAUGAUUCAUUGAAUUCCAAUGAACGCGUGCUUCAGACAGCUUCAAUUGAUAAUCAAGUGGACACUGAAGGACAAAUAGAAAAAGUUAGUCUUGAAGACUUGGAAAGGAAAGAUGAGAAGCUGGGAAGCCCUGACAAACGUGGUGAAGCAGCGGAAGAGUCCUUCAAACCAGAGCUUGCUGAAGUACAUUUGGAAGGAGACAAAAGAUAGCAUUUUGAGCACCUUGUGAUCUUAUUUUGGCGGUGGGUUGGUGUACAGUUCAAAGUUGAGUUUUACUGCUGUAAAGCUACAGUGUAUUCCUUUUAAAAUAAAAAUAAAAAAUUAAAGUAAGUGCCCCACAUACUUUUGUGUAUCAGACGCCCAAUUAGCAAAGCAGAAUGGGGGGCACCACGAGGCCCCGAAUCCAAGCUAAAACAUGAGUUGUAGGUCACAACAAGCAGAAACUUUGAUAGCAGGUUUGGUGAAUUUGUUGCAAUUUUAUAGGUAUUCUGUAUUUGGCUAUAUAGAAAGCUGGAGGAAGAAUUUUGAAAUUAGCAAUGUAAAUACUGUUGAGAAAGUCUGUUUAGUGUGUCAAAACAUUCAAUUCUGUGAA
Molecule: messenger RNA, 3211 nt
Organism: Quercus lobata
Lineage: Eukaryota; Viridiplantae; Streptophyta; Magnoliopsida; Fagales; Fagaceae
Gene: NTMC2T6.2
Product: Calcium-dependent lipid-binding (CaLB domain) family protein
Exons: 12
Coding region: 556-2829 (757 amino acids)
Molecular function (GO): lipid binding
Source: RefSeq, a predicted model, not a curated record